Messenger RNA from Aureobasidium musti, 332 nucleotides. NCBI's taxonomy places the organism in Eukaryota, Fungi, Ascomycota, Dothideomycetes, Dothideales, Saccotheciaceae. The record is from the annotation of a GenBank genome assembly.
CAUAUUCGACCAUGUUUUUCCCGACGUUAUUACGGAGGGCAGCUGCUCUGCCAAAGUUCGACUUUGCGAGGAAUCCGUACAAAGCAAAACGCACGUGGCCGCCAGACUUUGCAAAACUCUCCCAGAAGCAUCAAUUCCGCCUUGAACGCCGGUACCGUAGGAGGGCAAAGCUGAAGUGGGCAAGACCGACAUGGACAAAGUUCGUCAAGCUGUCCACCUGGGCUACUAUCUCGUACUACUAUGCAAGAGCAACCAACGAUAUGUUCGGCACAGCCAGACGAACUCCUCCUAUCAAGCCUCGUGCUACCUCUGAACAAGAUCAGUCCGCAUCG